ACACUUGCGCACCCAAUUACCGAUCCGAGUCAAUGGGUAACGUGAUCAUAGGAAUAAAACCAAAUGGAAGAUAGCGCUAAAGAACAUUGCCAAACAUCUAUUCAUUAAAGUUUAGGGAGCCCUCGUCAGAUUACCAUGUUCUGGGAUUAUAAAGGCAGCGAUGAUCACAUCAUACUGCUCGUUUCCCCGCUCCCAUAAAUCUACUCUGAUCGAUACAUAAUUACCACACUGACUUACUUAUAUGGUGUAAUAUUGCAAUUUGGGGGGAAAUUACAAACACGUUAUGUGAUUUUGGUCGGGGGGCUGCCUGCCCAUCAGCCCACGUAUUUAGGAGUUGCAUUGAUCCGCGUCGAUUUUUUUUCUUUUUUCUUUUUUUCCCCCUCUACCGGUGCUCAGUCUCGUCCCGCGGCAGGGCGAUGAGGCUGACUGCAAAACCCUCUCCUCAGCUGAUGAGAGCAGACAGAAGCGACCGUCCUCGGCUGCCUGACACACAGCCCCACGCCUAACAUGACCGCUGCUUUUCUCGCCCUCGCAGCCGCGCUCCUGGCCGCGGAUCACGGCUUCUCCCGCGCCGGCAGCGUCCCUUCAUUCAUCCUGCCCUUCACCGACUGCGUCCAGAGCCGCGGGAGAGACGGCUUCUACCGGGGGGCGAUAGACGUCACCGAGUCCGGCGCCCGCUGCGUGAACUGGACCGAGGUGUCCGGCUUCAGGGAGCGCUACCCGGGCAAAGGGAUCGGAGAGCACAACCACUGCCGCAACCCGGACGGCAGGAUCCGACCCUGGUGCUUCUUCAGGAGCCACACAGGCAGAGUGGACUGGGGCUACUGCGACUGUAAACAAGGCUCUGUGCGUCUGCAGGGAGGCCGCUCCAAGCUCGACGGCAGGGUGGAGGUCUAUCUGGCCGGCGUCUGGGGCGCCGUCUGUAGCGAUGAGUGGGGGGACGAGGAUGCCGCGGUGGUUUGCAGACAGCUGGGCAAGGGGAUCUCUGGACGUGCACGUGCAGUUCCCCUGUUUCGUCCGGGUUCCACAAAGCUCCACUGGAGAGCAGUUCAUUGCCAGGGAGAGGAGCCAGACCUGCUCCAGUGUCCUAAGACUACCUGGAAUGGAGGAGAGUGUUCUACGGUGGCAGCCAUCACCUGCACCCAGCAGCAAGCAAUAAUGGCGCUCCCCAUACGGCUGGUGGGAGGUCGGUCAAAGUCAGAGGGCACUAUCGAGGUCUUCCAUGCAGGGCAGUGGGGUUCGAUAUGUGACGACCAAUGGGACGACAACGAUGCAGAGGUGGUGUGCCGACAGCUGGGGCUCAGCGGUGUGGCGAAGGCAUGGGGCCAGGCACAUUUUGGCAAAGGUUCAAACCGCGUGUGGCUGGACGAGGUGCGUUGCACAGGCAAUGAGCUCACUCUGGAGCAGUGUCCAAAAAGUGCCUGGGGGGAACACAACUGUCUGCACUCUGAGGACGCAGGAGUGUCCUGCAGCCCCCUUACAGAUGGCACCGUCAGGUUAGUUGGGGGGGCAGUCAACCACAAGGGCCGCUUAGAAGUCUUCUACCGUGGCCAGUGGGGGACAGUGUGCGAUGACGGCUGGACAGACUCUAACACUCAAGUGGUGUGCCGACAACUUGGUUACAGACUGGGUGAGACUCUCCUUUCUGAGGGCCUCGACAUCACCCCGGUCCCAGGCUUCGGGGUGGGGUCGGGUCCUAUUCUUUUGGAUGAUGUGAGGUGCACAGGGAAAGAGCCCAGCCUAAUGCUGUGCAACAGGAGGGAGUGGCUCCGUCAUGACUGCACACACCAUGAAGACGUUAACAUCGCCUGCAGCCCUGAGCGCCACGGUGAAAGUCUCCCAACCAGUGUGCCUGUAAGGCUUGUGGGAGGAGAGAGCUCGAGGGAAGGCCGGGUGGAGCUCUAUCUGUCUGGUCAAUGGGGGACGGUGUGUGAUGAUGGAUGGACCGAUCGUGACGCUGAGGUGGUGUGCCGACAGCUGGGAUACAGUGGGGUGGCGAAGGCCCGUGUGAUGGCAUACUUCGGGGAAGGAACAGGGCCCAUUCAUGUGGACAAUGUGAAGUGCAGUGGCGAGGAACGUUCAUUAGCGGACUGCAUCAAACAGGCGCCCGGCACACACAACUGUCGCCAUAGUGAGGACGCCGGAGUCAUCUGUGACUACGGCGACUCGCAGCCCAGCUACAAAGAAGUCAAAGGUCAGUCAGACCCCGUCAACUCAAUUUGUGGUCUGCGGCUCAAACACACUCGCCAGCGCCGAAUCAUAGGAGGAGAGAACUCUCUGAGGGGCGGCUGGCCGUGGCAGGCUGCAAUUCGAUUGAGAGGAUCUCGAGGAGACGGGAGGUUGGUGUGUGGAGCGACUCUCAUUGACACCUGCUGGGUGCUCACCUCGGCACACUGUUUCAAGAGGUACGGAAACAGCACCAAGCAGUAUAAAAUCAGAGUGGGCGACUACCACUCCCUUGUCCCCGAGGAAUACGAAGAGGAGUACGCCGUAGAUCAGAUAGUCCUCCACCCGAGCUACCACUCCCACAGCAACGAUUACGACCUGGCCUUGGUUCGCCUGGCUCCGGGGGCGGUGGGCCAGAUGCCGGGAGAGUGCGUGUCUUUCAGCCGGCAUGUUCUUCCUGCCUGUCUGCCUAUGAAGAAAGAGAGGGUGCUCAAACAAGCCAGCAACUGUCACAUCACCGGCUGGGGUGACACAGGCCGCUCGUACUCCAAGACCCUGCAGCAGGCGCCUCUCUCCUUACUUCCCCGCCGCCGCUGCCAGGAGUAUUUCCACGGCGCCUUCACAAGCCGCAUGCUCUGCGCCGGCAGCAUUCAGCCGGAGAGGCGCGUGGACAGUUGCCGUGGCGACAGCGGAGGGCCGUUGGUGUGCGAGCGUCCAGGAGGGGGUUGGGUCGUUUACGGGGUCACGUCCUGGGGCCAUGCCUGCCGGACACAGCAGUCCCCUGGCGUCUACACCAAAGUCUCCGCCUUCAGCGCCUGGAUACGCAAGGUGAUUGGACGCGAUGGCAGAAAAGAGAAAGAGCGAUGAGCUGAAUUAAACUAAACCUCUCGAUCAAAAAGAAUGACACUCAAAGACUUCCUUGAUUGGUCAGGUGUCACAACAGUGUAAUUCAUCCAUGAAUGACUGACGUCAUGACUCACAAUGCAAUGACCCGAUAACCCAGUGAGGACAAGGCAACGCUGGAUCUUUUUAUAUUUUUUUUUUUGAGUGAGGAGGGCACUUCCUUCCUCCCAUCUGAGUCAUUAGCACUUAUUUCAGUGUUUUCACUCUUCUCAUCAUGAGCCGCAAGAUUUUCAUCCCAAGAACAAAAGUUCAACUUACACACCUCUUGUCUCGUGACAUUUCUUACUAAGCUCCAAUUGUAUUCUUCGCAAUAAUGUUUCCCGUGCUUGCUUUUGUUACGUUGUAAUUUAUGAUAUGAAUUACAUGAUUAAACAUGUUGAAAAAGGGACCAACAGUGUAACACACAUGCAUGCACUUAUGCAUUAUCCACACAGUCAUGGCAUGCUGUGAAUCUUGCAGACUCGCACCAAGAAGCACCCCCCCCCCCCCCUUUAAUGCAUGAUAUUCAGUGCCGUUGUGUUCAGCUUCCUCGUCAUAUUGACCUCUGCCGAAGUGAAACAUGUCCUUCAACCUCAUUUCAUUCUCGUUUGAGUGAUGUUCCCUCUCUGUGCUCUUUGUUUUACUGUGUAAAAGAAAAAAAAAAAGUUAACAUCAGGUCUUAAUUGCUCAGGCGUUUCUAAUUUAUCGUCAGUAUUUGUCCUUGUCUCAGGGGCGGGACUUAAGUGUUUCUGAAUCAAAGCACAAACCACAUUCAUUUGUCACGUUGACACCGUCUGUCGAGCUGUUUUGUUUUGGUGGGAGAGUUUAGUGUCAUCAAGGUUUCGACAACACUGAAGGGAGACAAUCUGGUACACUUGAAAAAAAAAACCUGACAUUACACUGCCUUCUUAUUUGGUGUUUACUGACUGUGUUAUGUUUUAAUGUACUGUAACGUUUCUUCAUAAAGGUAGAUUUUGUAAAAUAAAAUAAAUUUAAAAAAU
Acanthopagrus latus (yellowfin seabream) is the source of this 4049-nucleotide messenger RNA. RefSeq names its product serine protease 12 (gene prss12). Gene Ontology annotation, cellular component: membrane. Gene Ontology annotation, molecular function: serine-type endopeptidase activity. The transcript has 13 exons. NCBI's taxonomy places the organism in Eukaryota, Metazoa, Chordata, Actinopteri, Spariformes, Sparidae. The coding region runs from base 508 to 3033 and encodes 841 amino acids. The record is from RefSeq and is a predicted model, not a curated record. Gene Ontology annotation, biological process: proteolysis.